GCUGCGGGUGCGCGAGCUGCGCGCUCCCGCCGCCCGCGUCGCCAUCUUUUCCCCCUCCGUCUGUCUGUCUGCCGUUGGCUUUGUCCGUCUGCAGCGCCGCCCCACGACUCCCAGUCACCGGCUUGGCCCGGAGCCGCCCUCCGCCCGCCGGGGCCCAGUGCCGGAGAGCCCCGGCCCGGCCGGCCCGAGCUGCGGCCCGGGGCCCAUUGUCCCGCGGUCCGUCUGUCCGGAGGCGGGGCCCAGGGGCCCGGAGCGCCGCGGAACGCCGAGGCUCCGGAUAAAUAUCCCUGGGAUUCAGGCGAGUUUACUUUGCUUCGUGGGAACUGCACCAGAGCUGGAGGUCAGCACCUUGCAAGGAGGUAAUAACGUAUCCAGUCGUGAAACUGGGAAAGACCAGAGCUGUUGGAUCAGGGAAACAUGUCCCGUCGGAAACAGACAAAUCCAAAUAAAGUUCACUGGGAUCAAGUAUUUGCUGGGCUAGAAGAGCAAGCCCGCCAAGCGAUGAUGAAAACUGAUUUUCCUGGAGACCUUGGCAGUCAGCGACAAGCUAUCCAGCAACUAAGAGAUCAGGACUCCAGUAGCAGUGACAGUGAUGCCGAUGAAGAGGAGACCACACAAGAUGAAGUCUCUUCCCACACAUCAGAGGAAGAUGGAGGGGUGAUCAAAGUGGAAAAAGAGUUAGAAAGUGCAGAGCAGCCUGUUGGUGGGAACGAAGUGGUAGAGCAUGAGGUCACAGAGAAUUUGAAUUCUGACCCCUUACUUGGACUCUGCCAGUGUCCGCUCUGCCAGCUUGACUGCGGGAGUCGGGAGCAGCUGAUUGCUCACGUGUACCAGCACACUGCAGCAGUGGUGAGUGCCAAGAGCUACAUGUGUCCUGUCUGCGGCCGGGCCCUUAGCUCCCCUGGGUCAUUGGGGCGUCACCUCCUAAUCCACUCAGAGGACCAGCGUUCUAACUGUGCUGUGUGUGGAGCCCGUUUCACCAGCCAUGCCACAUUUAACAGUGAGAAACUUCCUGAAGUACUUAAUAUGGAAUCUCUACCCCCAGCCCACAGUGAGGGCCCCUCCAGUGCUGAGGGUAAGGACAUUACCUUUAGUCCUCCAGUGUACCCGGCUGGGAUUCUGCUUGUGUGCAACAACUGUGCUGCCUACCGUAAGCUGCUGGAAGCCCAGACCCCCAGUGUACGCAAGUGGGCACUACGUCGACAGAAUGAGCCUUUGGAAGUACGGCUGCAGCGACUAGAACGAGAGCGCACGGCCAAGAAGAGCCGUCGGGACAAUGAGACCCCCGAGGAGCGGGAGGUGAGGCGCAUGAGGGACCGCGAGGCCAAGCGCCUACAGCGCAUGCAAGAAACAGAUGAGCAGCGAGCACGUAGGCUGCAGCGGGAUCGGGAAGCCAUGAGGCUGAAGCGGGCUAACGAAACCCCAGAGAAGCGGCAGGCCCGGCUCAUCCGGGAGCGGGAGGCCAAGCGGCUCAAGAGGAGGCUGGAGAAAAUGGACAUGAUGUUAAGAGCUCAGUUUGGCCAGGACCCUUCUGCCAUGGCAGCCUUAGCAGCUGAAAUGAACUUCUUCCAGCUCCCUGUGAGUGGGGUAGAGUUGGACAGCCAGCUUCUGGGCAAGAUGGCCUUUGAAGAGCAGAACAGCAGCUCUCUGCAUUGAAACACACCCUCCUGCCUGCCC
Molecule: messenger RNA, 1677 nt
Organism: Condylura cristata (star-nosed mole)
Lineage: Eukaryota; Metazoa; Chordata; Mammalia; Eulipotyphla; Talpidae
Gene: ZNF821
Product: zinc finger protein 821
Exons: 8
Coding region: 418-1656 (412 amino acids)
Biological process (GO): regulation of transcription by RNA polymerase II
Cellular component (GO): nucleus
Molecular function (GO): DNA-binding transcription activator activity, RNA polymerase II-specific; RNA polymerase II cis-regulatory region sequence-specific DNA binding
Source: RefSeq, a predicted model, not a curated record